AUUACAAUUACACUGUGCAGCAUUUUCUGAGUAUGUUGAUCUAUUUCCUGAAGCGAUGCAUUCAUCUGUCCCUUUAAACUGACACGCACGCGCGGGACUCGAGCGCGCGAGCGCGCGCCUGGAUGAAUUCCAGCUAGGAGUGAUCUACUCUCAUCCCCUGCUUUACAAUGGUCUAGUAUUCACAACAAAUAACUACCACAAACUUUUGUCGCUUGUUACGAAAAGUUUUUUUUAUUUAUUUUAGCUGGUGUUACGCAAUAUCAAACUUUCUCUCAAAAUGACUCUGGCAGUCAUUGGUCUUUUUACCCUGUUUACCAGCAUCAUCGCCAUCACGCCUGCUAGAGAGUUUGUAUCUCUUGCAGAAAGAGAAGAUGCUCUUCUUAGGGAGUUGUUUCAGGGGUACCAGCGCUGGGUCAGGCCGGUUCAGCAUGCAAACCACUCUGUGAAGGUCCGCUUUGGAUUGAAGAUAUCUCAGCUAGUGGAUGUGGAUGAGAAAAACCAACUCAUGACAACUAAUGUGUGGCUAUGGCAGGAAUGGCUGGAUUAUAAACUGCGAUGGAACCCUGAGAACUAUGGUGGCAUCACCUCUAUAAGGGUCCCGUCAGAGAGCAUCUGGCUCCCAGACAUUGUUUUAUAUGAAAAUGCUGAUGGACGUUUUGAAGGCUCACUUAUGACCAAAGCCAUCGUGCGGUACAACGGCAUGAUCACAUGGACGCCUCCUGCCAGCUACAAGUCCGCCUGCACCAUGGAUGUGACCUUUUUCCCAUUCGAUCGGCAGAACUGCUCUAUGAAGUUUGGCUCUUGGACAUAUGAUGGAAACAUGGUCAAACUAGUCCUCAUCAACCAGCAGGUGGACCGAAGCGACUUCUUUGAUAACGGCGAGUGGGAGAUUCUCAGCGCCACUGGUGUCAAAGGCAGUCGGCAAGACAGCCACCUCUCCUACCCCUACAUCACGUACUCGUUCAUCUUGAAACGUCUUCCUCUCUUCUACACACUCUUCCUCAUUAUUCCCUGCCUGGGCUUGUCCUUCCUAACAGUGCUGGUCUUCUACCUGCCCUCUGAUGAAGGGGAAAAAGUCUCUCUCUCCACCUCCGUCCUGGUGUCCCUCACUGUGUUCCUUCUCGUCAUCGAGGAGAUCAUCCCUUCUUCUUCCAAGGUUAUCCCGCUGAUUGGAGAGUACCUGCUUUUUAUCAUGAUUUUUGUCACUCUCUCCAUCAUCGUGACCAUUUUUGUGAUCAACGUCCACCACCGCUCUUCAGCUACUUACCAUCCCAUGUCUCCGUGGGUGCGUUCGCUGUUUCUCCAGCGGCUGCCUCAUUUGCUCUGCAUGAGGGGAAACACAGACCGCUAUCAUUACCCAGAGCUGGAGCCUCACAGCCCUGACCUUAAGCCCAGGAACAAGAAAGGGCCACCUGGCCCUGAAGGAGAAGGUCAAGCUCUGAUUAAUCUGCUGGAGCAGGCUACCAACUCGGUUCGCUACAUCUCACGCCACAUUAAGAAGGAGCAUUUUAUUAGGGAGGUAGUUCAGGACUGGAAGUUUGUGGCUCAGGUGUUGGACAGGAUUUUUCUCUGGACCUUCCUCACAGUCUCUGUGCUCGGCACCAUCCUCAUCUUUACACCUGCCCUCAAGAUGUUCCUGCGCACACCUCCACCUCCUUCUCCGUGACACUUGAGUCAUUCCAUUCAAAUACAUCACAUCGCAAAAGGAAAUUUUACUCUACCACUAACAUUACAGACAGUGCACAUUACUAUGUAAAUGUAAUUUGUUCGUUCACUGCAUUAAAGACUCAAAUGUAUGAUUAACAAUGUAAGAUGACCAUGUUAAACAAAUGUGAAGUUAGCAGAGUAGCAUUAUUUGUCCUUAGUGAUACGUUUAAAACUUUUGUUUGUAGAUUAUUUAAUUAUUAAUUCUCAAAAUUGUAUGUACACUCAACAUAAAAAACUCACAAAAAAGAAAGAAAAAAAAAACUUAUUUUGACUUAUGCAAGAAAAAAUUAAAUCUCC
This is a messenger RNA of Carassius auratus (goldfish), 2004 nucleotides long. RefSeq names its product neuronal acetylcholine receptor subunit non-alpha-2-like. Gene Ontology annotation, biological process: monoatomic ion transmembrane transport. Gene Ontology annotation, cellular component: postsynaptic membrane. The coding region runs from base 278 to 1666 and encodes 462 amino acids. Gene Ontology annotation, molecular function: transmembrane signaling receptor activity; acetylcholine-gated monoatomic cation-selective channel activity. Lineage: Eukaryota; Metazoa; Chordata; Actinopteri; Cypriniformes; Cyprinidae. The transcript has 6 exons. The record is from RefSeq and is a predicted model, not a curated record.